AGUAUAAAUAGUGGACCUGCAGUGCCAAUGGUGUUUUCGUUCGCAAGUGAUUGGCGGAGACUUAUAUUAUAAUCAGUAAUUUGUUGCUAUUUGCUUUGAUCUUUCGGGAAUAAUUUUUGAAAUGGAUUCGGUGGCUGUCAAUUUUAAUAACACUGAGGAGCAGAAACCUGGUUUUUCUUCUUCCAACGAUCCACAUGUUUCUAAAACAACCAAGUUGCAGGACAGCUUCGGGUUUUCGGAUAACAGAAACUCUGGUAUCAACCACGAGGGGAUUAUGUCGUCUAUGACUCCAUUGAUGCAUGGGCUUACAGGCAACGAGCUGUUGAAUAUGCUUGCCCAACAGGAGCCUAGGGUCGCCGACUCGGCACCGGCCGUUGCCGAAAUGGAUUUGUUCAACAACGUGCGUUUCAACGGAUCCGAGGUUCUGAAUGACGAUGCCAGUCUGAAUAGCAACUAUUUUUCGGGUUAUAGUUGUUCAGAAUCGACUGCGUCUGAUUUGUGGCCAGAUAAUGCAAGCUUGCAAAACUCGAGAAGCAAUGAAAUGAAUGAUACUUUCGAGUUUCUGGUUAAAAGUAUUUCAUCGGCAAACAACUAUUUGUCGAUGCUUACUCGAGAGCAGUUGUCAGUUCUGCGUUCAAUUCGCCCCAGUUUGUUGUACGAGUUCUUGCAAGAGAUCGCGAAAGCCCGCAGUGACAGACGCGUUCGUCGUCACUUGCCGAACGAAUGUGCUUUUUGCAAGAAUAACGGGGAGAACGAGGAGUGUUACUCGUCGCACGUGUUGAAGGACGGUCGCGGGCGCGUGUUGUGUCCCGUGCUGCGCGCCUUCCGCUGUCCGCGCUGCGGCGCCACCGGCGACUCGGCUCACACCAUCAAGUACUGCCGGGAGGGAUCCGAGUCAGGUGGUUUAGCUUCACGUCGCCGCAUGCAGCCAUCAGCGGGUCUGCUGCUGAACGCUGCUGGAUUCGGGCCAUCACGUACACAAGCCUGCGCCCCGGCCGCGCCCGCCGCCUCGCCGUCCCCCAUGCCGGCUAAUUCUUCCCUCCCAUACAACUGGUCCAAUUUCACUCUUAAUUAAAUUAUGCAACGGAAAGCGGGGUUCAUCCAUCAAUUGUCUCAUGAAUUUGAUUUGGUUUUUACUCCAUCGAUAGGUAUUUGUCCAAUCAUUGCUAGGUGACGUAGUACAUAGUAUUUGAAUACUAUGUAUUUACCAUCGCCCUGCUAACAAUAAGAUAUAUGAUUUAUGGAUGUUCCCAAUCUCCUUUCGCGUGGAAGAAGUUGAAAAGCGGGUAUAUUGACUCUUAGGUGAAGCGCAAAUGAUGGUCAAUUCAUACAUUGCAGGCAGAUGACCAAACCUUAGUAAAGACUGUAAUUUGAGGAAAUGAGGUGGCGCAAUACACCGCUCUGUCUUACUUUAGGAAAUUGUUGGCCAUUACGACAGCGAAAAUGUAAUAAGACCACAUUUCCACCUCAUUAUUGCUCAGCGUCUUCACCAACCGCCAACUUUAUAUUACGAAUGGACCACUUAAGGAAUUUGUUUUUAAGUCUAACAAGACUUUAUCUGUGGCAGUUGUCUUUUGUUAUCAUCGUAACGUAGAUUUCUGUUAUAAAUUACUUUUGGUAUUUUUUAACAUGAACGCUGCGUUCAAAAGCUAAGAUCGUUUAUUUUAUACUUUCUAAGUAUAAAGGUGAACACUGAUAGAUAUUCUCUAUUCAUUCUAUUGUUUUAAAAAGUAUGCGGGCCGUACUUUGACACACUAGCGCCAGGAAAACUGCUGCAGAUAAAUUAGUUAUGUAUUCCACUUUCCUCAUUCUUUUUUCAUUGGUUUUAAAAAUAUAUUUCCCCAAUAUUAUAAAUUUCGAAGUUGAUUCAAAUUAAUAAUAAUAUUACAUUACGAAUUUGUUUCUAAAUAGAUAUGAAUUUAUUGUCAAUACGAAUCAUUCAAUACCUUAAUAAAUUACUGCUUGAUCCGUUGAAAUUAACUCUGGUAGCCUUGCCAAUGAAAAAAAUAUUUUGUUUCAAUAGAUAUACUAUUUUUUAAUCCAUAAAAGUACUUCCAAGUAACUACGUAUGUUCUAUUUUUCUUUAUUCAAAUAAACUUAUCUUUGCAUUUAAU
Trichoplusia ni (cabbage looper) is the source of this 2114-nucleotide messenger RNA. RefSeq lists its product as uncharacterized. The record is from RefSeq and is a predicted model, not a curated record. The transcript has 7 exons. Gene Ontology annotation, biological process: negative regulation of translation; oogenesis. Gene Ontology annotation, molecular function: mRNA binding; zinc ion binding. Gene Ontology annotation, cellular component: perinuclear region of cytoplasm. NCBI's taxonomy places the organism in Eukaryota, Metazoa, Arthropoda, Insecta, Lepidoptera, Noctuidae. Bases 122 to 1075 code for a protein of 317 amino acids.